AUGGACGGCGCUACUUCUCCGAGACGACGUAGUUUCAAGAUCAAGACCAAGUUUGGCGCUGCCCGGCAAUGGAGAAGCCGCAAGAAUCGACCAUGUGACGCGUGCCGACGGCGAAAGACCGCCUGCAUAAUCGAGACUGUGCCUCCUUGCCGAUUCUGUCGCUCGAAAGGUCAAGUUUGCAAGUCUACCGAUGGCGAGCCCAGUUCGCGGCAUAGUUCUGGAGAGAUUGUUGACUCCGACGACGCGACGGAUAGCACUGUUGUCGACGCGAGCUACACCAGUAUCCAGUCGCUUCUAUCCCCCGAGAUAGAGCCUAGCCCACUCGCCGGAGGGCUGCCAGCCUCACCGAGCGCUCGAUUCUUGGAGAUGUUAUCAGCAGACGAUUACCCAGCCCCAACUCCGGGAGACCCAGCUCCUGAGUAUUCGUCGUGA
This is a messenger RNA of Aspergillus mulundensis, 432 nucleotides long. Its product is annotated as Zn(II)2Cys6 transcription factor domain-containing protein. Gene Ontology annotation, molecular function: DNA-binding transcription factor activity, RNA polymerase II-specific; zinc ion binding. The record is from RefSeq and is a predicted model, not a curated record. Gene Ontology annotation, cellular component: nucleus. Lineage: Eukaryota; Fungi; Ascomycota; Eurotiomycetes; Eurotiales; Aspergillaceae. The transcript is spliced from 3 exons. The coding region runs from base 1 to 432 and encodes 143 amino acids.